AUGGCGAUGACCCCCACGACAGCAGCGAUGCCACGUGCAGCAGCUGCUGUGAACUCUAUACAGCCACCAGCUUCUGCUACGAGCAUGCGGAUGCCCAGCAGUAGAUUCACGUACCACCACUUUGCAGGGGGCGCUGUUGGCGGGAUGACAGCUGCACUGAUCACGUCGCCGCUGGAGGUCGUCAAGACGCGACUGCAGAUCCGAGGCGGAGGGGGGUCCUUUGGGACACAAACGACGUUUGGCGUCAUGCGCUCAAUCGGAAAAGCUGAGUCGGUGUUUGGACUAUGGAGAGGCAUCACACCCACUUUGAUUGGUGUUAUCCCAGCACGCGCGAUCUACUUUGGCUCGUACUCGACGUUCAAGGAAAAGCUGAAUGCGUACGGAUUGAACGGCCGUGCAUUUAAUUUCCUGUCGGCUGCUGGGGCUGGAUCCAUCUCGGCGACCUUGUGCUGUCCCAUUUGGGUCGUCAAAACGCGUCUGCAGCUCAUGCCAGCGCAUGCCAUGACUGCUUCUGCUGUCAAGAUGCGUCGGAAUGUAGUGUCAGUUGGCUUUGCAGACGUUGAGACGGCCGUUGCGACGAAGGCCCGGCCGCAGUUCUCGAGUAUCUGUCAUGCGGCAUUAGACAUGUACCAUAAAGAAGGUCCACGGGCGUUUUUCCGGGGCCUAUCGGCUUCGUAUUGGGGCAUAUCGGAGAGCGCCAUUCAGUUUGCCUUGUAUGAAGAGUGCAAGAACCAUAUCGAAGAGCCCACAAAUCUUCAGUACUUCUUGACGGCUGGCGCUUGCAAACUGCUAGCUUCGGUAUGCACUUACCCACACGAGGUUAUCCGAACACGAAUGCGCGACCAGCGGGCGCCAUUGGACUCCAAAGAACUCAAGUAUCGGUCGAUGAUCCAGUCGAUCAUCACGAUUUACAAGGAAGAAGGGAGACGAGGUUUGUACUCAGGGAUGCCCGCGCAUUUAAUGCGUGUUGUACCGAACGCUGCAAUUUUGUUCAUGGUGGUAGAAGCUGUCGCAAAGAAGGAGUAA
Messenger RNA from Peronospora matthiolae, 1026 nucleotides. The record is from the annotation of a GenBank genome assembly. Lineage: Eukaryota; Oomycota; Peronosporomycetes; Peronosporales; Peronosporaceae.